AUCAUGCUUCUGCUGACCUACACCUCGGUGGCGGACGAUGACAAGGCAAAGCUUCUUCUGUAUCCUAUCAUCUCUGGUAUCGUCAUGGCCCUCUGCUCCUGGUGUAAGCCGUUCCUCAACGAUCAGGCGGAGAUCCUCGACUCGUUCGAGUUCGGACUGGCCAUCUUCCGCUUCAUCUUCUUCGGCACCGUCGCCGUUGUUCUCAUCUCCAACCCAUCUGUCACGGUGACAUUCAUCCUCGCAGGAAUGUUGGCUGUUGUGCUCACGUGCGUCUGCGUCUACCUGGGUAUGCACGUCAUCGCUCAGUUCCUCCGGAAUGUCUCGCGGGAGAUCGAGGAAGAAGAAGAGACCAACGCGCAAGAAGUUCAAUUCAACGAGCGCCUGAACCAGCGCAUUUCGUCCAAGUCCUUCAAUGAGAAAGGCGUGGAGAAAGCAGCAGGCAAAGUAAGGCGAACCAUCGCCACGGUCUCGCAGAAAGCCGAGAGCUGCUCAGAUCGGGUCAAGCAGUUCAUGGUGCGCUACAUGCUGCCCCUCUUCCAAGAGACCGAGGAAGAACGCUACCUUCUAGAGUGGCGGCUCAAAGCGGAAGCCGUUGAACUGUUGUCCUCGCACGGCCGCAAACGCAAGUCGGGCAAG
Molecule: messenger RNA, 636 nt
Organism: Symbiodinium sp. CCMP2456
Lineage: Eukaryota; Dinophyceae; Suessiales; Symbiodiniaceae
Source: the annotation of a GenBank genome assembly